CUGCCUGCCCCCCGCCUGGUACCUAGCGGGCACCGCCGGCCCUCAGCUCUCCUCUGGAGAAGAGACCCGCGGACGCCAUGGGCUGCUGCAGCUGCACCGCACAGAACUCCAAACGAGAGUGGAAACCUCUGGAGGACCACAGUUGUACAGAUGUACCAUGGCUGCUCCUGUUCAUCCUCUUCCAUAUGGGAAUGGGUUUUAUCUGUGGUUUUUCAAUAGCUACAGGAGCAGCUGCAAGACUGCUUUUAGGAUAUGACAGUUAUGGAAAUAUCUGUGGACAAAAAAAUGUCAAGGUGGAGGGAAUAGUCAACAGUGGUCUGGACCUCACACAGAAGAAUUCUUGUAGAGAAAGGGAGGACUUUCAGCUCUACAACUGUGGUUCUGGAAAUCUGAAGUUAUUUUCAUUUAGUUCUGCUGGCAGGCUGGCCCAUAUGCCAGAGGAACAUUUCUAGGUGUGUACCCAAGCGACUGGCUCCCUAAGGACCGUGUUGCUCCAAGACCAGCGAGUGUGGUUGUGAAUAUGCAUCCACAUAACCAUCCUGGAGAGCACUGGCUAUCAAUUUUCCUGGCAGAUCAGAACCAUGCAGAGUUUUUUGACUCCUACAGCUAUGUCCUAAACAGCGCCCUCUUUCCUGAAAGCAUCAUGUCCUUUUUAAAAUUCAAUGCUAUGGAUAUCGCUUUCUAGGGCAAGCAACUGCAGCAUUCCAUCUCUAUAGCCUGUGGAUACGAAUGAGUCCUCUUCCUACGUGACCAUAACAAAGGACUACCUUUUGAACAGCUUUUAAAACUGUAUUCUAAUUUUUUAGUACAAAAUGACCAGAUGGUGAUGCAUUUUGUAAAAACUGCAUAUGGAGCUUUUCCCUGUGACCAGGGCUACUCAAAAUAGCUUUCAAAAGACCCAGACCUGCAUAUCUUGUAAUAACUUUCAUAAAUGUAUUAU
Messenger RNA from Dromaius novaehollandiae (emu), 940 nucleotides. Its product is annotated as choline transporter-like protein 1. Lineage: Eukaryota; Metazoa; Chordata; Aves; Casuariiformes; Dromaiidae. The coding region runs from base 78 to 452 and encodes 124 amino acids. The transcript has 5 exons. Gene Ontology annotation, biological process: choline transport; transmembrane transport. Gene Ontology annotation, molecular function: choline transmembrane transporter activity. The record is from RefSeq and is a predicted model, not a curated record. Gene Ontology annotation, cellular component: plasma membrane.